Molecule: messenger RNA, 4116 nt
Organism: Linum trigynum
Lineage: Eukaryota; Viridiplantae; Streptophyta; Magnoliopsida; Malpighiales; Linaceae
Source: the annotation of a GenBank genome assembly
UCAUAUUAAUCUGCUCCACAAAUACUAGACGAACUUUCCUUAGUCCCCAAAAUGAAGCUCCAAGUAUGUAGACGAGAAGGAUCCUACCUCUCACUUAAAACAUCUACAUGUAUUGAGUGAUAGUCUUGCAUUUUAGUACCUUUGGGAGGCAUCAUGAUUCUCAUUAUGGUAAAACCCACUAAUAAAUUCUCCUCAAGCUUAUCCAAUAUCAGAGAAGAUAUCCACAACCAUAAGAUCUAAAAGUUGAAUCAGAGACAAAAAUAAAAAAAAUAAAAAAAAAAUACAAAGAUGAACGAGAUUUGUGAGUGGUUACGACUGAGAGAGGAAGCUGUUCCGGUAGGUUUUUGGAUAUAGGGUUUCCCCAAGAUAAUCAAACAAAAGAGACCCAGGAUCUUUGAGUUUAAAUCUAGAGACACUACAUUCAAUCAAAUUCGUAUUGUUUGUAAUCGUUGAAUUGCAUCGCAACAACCACUUGUGAUUUUGUCUCGUUUCAAUUGUCAUAAUUCAACACGAAUUAUGUAUUGAAAGGCAUUAUUAAUUUAUUAUCAUGCUACGAAUUUGCGGAUGUUUAAAAAUGUGUUCAUCAUUUCAUGAUAAAUUAAUUCUUAAGAUAGUGAAUGUAGUGGGCGAUUUGAUAGAUUCAAACGAAAAAAAAGUAACAACUAAAUAUCUCUAUUUUACGAUGGUAAGAUUCAAUCAAAUCGUCAUCUAUCGUUCUUCACAUUGAAUACGCAUCGUCGACAAACAGGGCACGCAAUUUUGAUGCGAAGCCAAUCAUCGAUACAAGCCACAUGAAACAUGUGCUUGCACACCGGCAUUAUUCUGCAUGGUUCGCCCCCGUCGUAAUCCUCCAAACAAAUCGCACAUUCUCUGGAUGUGGUCUCUAUACCAUCACUUCCGUACUCAACACAGGGCAAUUCCAUCAUCAACCUGCAAUACUUCCUUUGACGACGUCUUCUCCUUCUCUCAACUCCUUCCUCGAGAUUAGACUCGACUUCUACGUCGUCGCCGCCGCCUCCGUUUUCCACCACACGCCAGUAUACAAACUCGAAAAGGAUGUAAAUGAUUACCGCAAUCAAGGACGCUGCCACGAUGCAAAUGAUCGUCACGCAAACCAGCAAGAUGAUCGCCACGGUCAGGACAGCCGCAAAAUGGGGAUGAAGAUAGUUUCCUAGAGUGACAUUGGUGAAAUUUUGCGACGUCAUUCUUAUUGUUCUUGCCAUUGUUGCCAUAUGUAUUAUUAAUAUAAGCUGAUGAUAAUUGCUUGAGGUGAGUGAUACGAAGGAUCAAUGUGGGAGACGUUGUUUUAUACAUUUAAGAAAAGAAAAAUCAAUUCUUAUUGUUGAAUUUGUGUAUUGAUAUGCGCUGUGUGAAUGUCAUCAAUUGGUUAAUUAGAUAAUGAACAAAGAUUAGUUUAAGGCUUGCACAACAUGUACAACUUAAAUUAAAGCCAUUUUUCUUUGUUGAUCGCAAUUAUGAGUUAAGCGCAUUUGGGUUUUCAAUAGAUUUUGUUGAGCAAACUAUUUCGUUUGAAAUGAAAAUCUUUAGUUUCAGAACAAGUUCAUGAUUUUCGUUGCAGGAGAAAGUUCUUCUCAUUUGUUUCCUUUUCAACUGUAAUAAAAGAUUAAUGCAAUAGGACUAAUGCCUAUUUAUUUAGAACCACUUCUUGUUUUCCAAGUUAAUUUUUUUUGUCAGUAUCUAAUUACUAGUUUGACAAAUUCACAUUAUUAAUUCAAUUUUAUUCGUUGCGAAAGAAAAUCCAUCACAAACAGCAAAUUAAAUCUCAACAUUCGUGAUUAUCAAGCGAGCCCAUGACAAUGAUUUAGAUUGGUAUAAUUGCCCUACUAGUAGGCAACGCAAGAGCGGUGGCAACAGUUUAUAGUUUUUUUCUUCUUCUUGAAAAUGAAGUUUUAACCUUUUGUCGUUGGUUAUUAGAGUAAACGGGUGGUUAAACCAUGGGGCUACGAUCAACCAGUUUAUCAAAAAUUCGAAUCAAUGUGAGUCCAUGUAUUUCAUUCCCCAAUUAAUGGGAGUGGAUUGUAGUUCACCCAAAUAGUCCAUGUCUCAAUUUCACGUAAAAUAUGUUUUACUACUAUUAAAAGGAUCAUCGUGUCUACUAAUCGCAACAAAAUAAUCAUCAAAUUCAGGUGCGAAAAAGAAAUUAUAUUCGUGACUAUUAUGAGUUAUUAUGUAUCUAAUAUCCAUUAGAUAUUGAGUUACCAAGUGUAAAUAAUUAAUUGUACCAAAUUGGCAACAACUGUCAACUUUCACUACAACUGAUUAGGGGUGUUCAAACGGUGUGGUUACCAUGGUAAUCGUCUUAACCAGUACUAUUUGGAUAAUUUGGUCUGGUUAAUUUGGAUAAUUGAUUUGGUUUGGUUGAAAUUCUUAGCUUGUUUGGUUUAGGUUGUUUGGUUUCAGACACUCCUACUCAAUAGGCAGACGUUUAUACUUGAAUCCAAUAAAUAACAUCAACAUAUAAAUUUACAAAAUGAAUAAUAAAAUUAUUUUUUAUUAAUAAAAUUCAUGAAGACAACGCCAUUUUACUUGAAUGUCGCGUAAAUCAAUCAUACCAAUCAUACUAAUGUGGUUCACGUCAAUUUCGUAAUCGACACAAGUUAAAGCGAAUUCAACCAACACCGACAAACCAACCACAGUAAUUACGAGAAUUUUACAAUACUUUAAAGCAUUGGUGCUUUAGUUUUUUUUUUUUUGUCUCUAUGGUACAACUUCGAGUUGUACCUAUACUCUUUUGAAAAUUCCCUUUAAAAUUUCAUUUGUCUGAAGCGACCGCUACUUCGGGGUAUCAAGAUGUGUCAUAUGGGUAGUUAAGUUAACGGUGAUGACAGUACAUUUUGCUAAUUAUAUAUUCAUUUUCAGGUUAAGCAGAUGGAACCAUACAAGAAUAUUUUUUCUGAUUCAGGAGAUGAAGAAACAGAAGACAGUGAUGUUGAUAUGAAGACGGUGGUUUCUGGUAGAAGAAGCAAGGCUUUGUCACAGCUGAAGUCCAAGGCGUCUACAUUACGGUCAGUGCACUUUUCACCUCUUCUUCUACUGUAAGGGGUGGGUAUCAAGGGUACGACCGGUUGGGUUGUGCAGGUUAAUGGUAUGAUUAAUUGAUUUUUUUUUAUUAAUAAUUUUAACAACGUGUCAUGUUGAUUGGGCAAAAGAAAACAGAGUUUUGGACGGGAAGUGGGCGGAUUGACCAAUUCGUUAUUCACUCAAAUUUGCUUUAUCGAAAUGUACAAAAUUAAAGGAUUGUGACCGUUUUGUACAAAGUGAAUAGGUUUGUAACCAUUUAUGAUAAUUAGCCUCCAGAGGUUUGUCGAUGUGUCUCAAAGUGUUCUGAUUGAAGCUGUUUGUCCAAAGAAAGUUAACCAACCUGUGCCAUUUGAAUUCUCCGACUGUUAAAUUGAUGUAAAGUGGUGGAUUCAUGUAUCGCAUUAUAUAUGUAUUGAUAAAUUUGUUGUAUUGUACCUUUGAAAUUUGUGAUUGUUUUGGUGAGAUUGUUACUAUACAUGUAAUGUUUAUAGUGCAUCAUUUUUUUUUAAAAAAAAAUUUAGCUGAAACAAUACAUGGAUUAUUGGAUUGUUUAUGCGAUAUGACAGAAACUAUCACUCAAAAUGAGUGAUUGUUAUAUCUCAAUUUUUAACUGUGAUUGUUGUGAUAGUUGAGUUGAGAUUAUUUUUGUCUCAGUUUAUCAGGGGUGGGAGGGCUGGGCUGAGCUGAGAUGGGGCUGGAACUACUGCUCGGGGAUGAGGGAGCAGCCGGGUUGGGAAAUAAAAUAAUAGUCUGAAGAGUACUCGUUAUUUUGGGGUUUAAUGGUUUUAAUUUCUAUUUUUUUUAUUUUCAAUUUUCUGUUUUAAUUUUCUAUUUGGCCAGGAUGUUUAUUAAAAGCAUUUUUCUAUUUUUUCAAAAAAAAAAAUGAUAAUAGGUAGAAAUGAAAAAAAAAUUGAAAUUUGCUGAGUUGGCAGUUACAUGGCGCGUUGACCGUUAAUCAACGCGUUUGACCAUUCAAAUUAAUGGUCAAACAUUGGGUUUGGCCAAUUUAGUUAUUUUGAUAUACAGUUUUUGUUAGGAUGUUAUAGAUCGAAAAAAUUAACUAGUAAGUUUAUU